AUGGCUUCAGCAGCAGCUAAUUUCGCAAAGAAAAUGCAAUCCCUGCGGGUUGAGGCCGAUGAACACCAAGCGAAGAGCGAGGAGCUUCAAGCUAAAGUCAAAACUCUCGAACAAGAAAGUCUAGCCAAGGAACAAGAGAUCACGUCUCUUACGCACCGCAAUCAGCUCCUCGAGGCUGAGGUUGAGAAGCUCGAGACUGCCCUCAAAGAGGCUAAAGACGCCGCUGGCCAAAUUGCACAGCACGGUCAGCAGAAUGAGAGUUUACAGCGGAGGUUGCAGCUCCUUGAGGAAGAGGCUGAGGAGGCUGACAAGACGUUAAGAGAAACCAAUGACAAACUCCGUCAGACAGAUGUCAAAGCAGGUCACUACGAGCGCAAGGUUCAGGCGCUGGAGGUCGAGCGCGAUAACUGGGAGACCAAGUUUGAGGAGAUGGCGAAGAAAUACUCAGCACUGCAAAAGGAGCUACAAGAACUGGAAGUGAGCAUGGGCAACAUUUAG
Endocarpon pusillum Z07020 is the source of this 498-nucleotide messenger RNA. RefSeq lists its product as uncharacterized. Gene Ontology annotation, biological process: mitotic cytokinesis; actin filament organization. The coding region runs from base 1 to 498 and encodes 165 amino acids. The transcript is spliced from 2 exons. Gene Ontology annotation, cellular component: actomyosin contractile ring; actin filament. NCBI's taxonomy places the organism in Eukaryota, Fungi, Ascomycota, Eurotiomycetes, Verrucariales, Verrucariaceae. Gene Ontology annotation, molecular function: actin filament binding. The record is from RefSeq and is a predicted model, not a curated record.